AACCUGAAUGAUCAGAUGCAGCUUUGCUCAACGGGCUCCACAUUUCGCACAGCUGGUUAGAAUACUCCUGAUGAGACCCAACUGCACCAACUCGGUUUACUUUCCAACGUUCGUUCAAAUAGUCGUGUGAAGGUUAUUUUGACUCGUUGUUUUGUCAGAUAGGUUGUUAGUAGAUGACAAGCUGGAAAUAAACUGUGUUGUAGUGUAAAUUAGAAGUAACACAGAGAAACUUUUUCGAAUUUUUUAAAGUUGCAGCCGAGAUGGAUUCAACAGAGAAACUAAACCAAAAUAAAAACUCAGACGUCAAGAAAGUGGUACCCAAGUCUGAGUAUUUCGGGGGUUUGAUGUCUUUACCAACAUGCCUGUGCUUCAUGUUGUCAGUCAGUUCGGUGGCGUUUUGUUUUUUGUUAAGCAUCAAAACUUUUCAUUUGGAAAGCAGAGUGAAAGUUUUGGAGAAAGGAAACGCACCAGUGUUUGCUCCUGCAGAAACCAAUAUUCUUACUGAGGGUGGGACUCUAUUACCUGUGAUCCGAGAUACGAUAGAAAGUAUUCUGCAAGAGAGGGUAAAUGAAGCAUUGCCUAGACUGCGGACAGCCAGGAACCUGCAGGCACAGUGCUCCUGCCCUCCAGGGCCUCCAGGAAAACGUGGGAAGGCGGGAAGGCAAGGCGAUCAUGGGCCUCCAGGAACACCAGGACGAGAUGGCUACCCGGGUCCACUUGGUAUGGAUGGGAAGCCGGGCCCCCCUGGACCGAAAGGAGAUAAGGGUGACCUAGGGGAUGCUGGUCCAAGGAUGGUCUUUCCACGCUUAGAUCACGGAUUCCUCUCCGGUGAUCAGCCGAACUUUCAAAGGAGGAUUCUGAAGGGGGAUCAGGGGCAGGCUGGCCCACCAGGGCCACCUGGCCCUCCAGGACCCAGGGGACCCCCAGGGAAUACAGGCAAAGACGGACCACGGGGACCUCCAGGAGAGCCGGGAGAAGAUGGUGCUCCUGGACAGAAGGGAGAGAAGGGUAUUAUGGGUUUCCAAGGUGAAAGAGGAGUCGAUGGAUUGUCAGGAACUAAGGGGGAGAUGGGAGCACCUGGAAUUCCUGGAUUCCCUGGGCUAAAGGGUGAACCAGGAAAUGAAGGGCCAGCUGGUCCCAGGGGUCUACCUGGUCAAAAGGGUCAUCAAGGAGCAACUGAGAUCAUAGACUACGAUGGAAGAAUACAUGAAGCCCUUCAGGCUAUCCAGACUAUCAGUGUCAUGGGCCCUGCUGGUCCCCCUGGCCCGCCCGGUCCCAAGGGAGAGGUGGGACCCAAGGGUGAAUUGGGAUUACCAGGUACAGCUGGAGUGGAUGGAGAACAGGGUCCUAAAGGUGGGAAAGGAGAGGUCGGGAUCCCAGGGUUAGCUGGUCAGAAAGGAGAGAAGGGGGAGAUGGGCUUGUCCGGUCCUGCGGGUAUUGAUGGACAGAAAGGGGAGAAGGGAGAACCUUGCCCAUCUAGCUUGGAAGACCAUAUUGUCCAGAUGAUCUCUCAGCCUGGACCGCCAGGGCCUCCCGGUCCACAAGGUCCCAUUGGGCUUACAGGAGCUCCAGGCCCUGAGGGGGAAUCUGGGUUAGACGGCUUGAACGGAGAGAAGGGGGAGCCUGGAGAGAGGGGUCCUCCAGGUCCCACAGGUUUGGUUGGCCUUCCCGGUACCAAGGGAGAAAAGGGAAAGACUGGGGAACCAGGAUUAGAUGGUUUUCCAGGGCUACGAGGUGAAAAGGGGGACCAGGGUGUGAAAGGAGAUAAGGGGGAGAGAGGGACAACAGGAAAGAGAGGACUAAAGGGGCACAAAGGAGAGCAAGGACCCCCUGGAUUGGACCAGCCGUGUCCAGUGGGGACUCCAGGAAGUAGAGGAGGCCAGGGGGUGGUGGGCUUGCCUGGCCUGGAUGCUCCCUGUCCCUUGGGUCCAGAUGGACUGCCUAUACCAGGAUGUUGGCAUAAGUGAUCUCUAACCAUCGAGCAUGGAGUGUGUACAUAUUGAUAUGCUAUAUUUUGUGGGUUGAAGCGUUUUUUAUAAUAUAUUGAGCUAUUAUAUUGGACACGGUGUAUGAAAAAAAAUGGAACCACAAAGAACUCUACUGACCCUCUGAAAAAAUUAAUAAACUGCAGCAAAUGAACUUUCCAGUGCUGUGGGCGAUGAAGUGCUGCUACAUGGAUUAAUAAUGAUCCCUAACAUUAUUAACAAUGACUGAUCAUCCUUGUGAACACAGGGGAGUGAUGCAUGGAACACUAGUUCACAUGUUAAGCUUCACAGCUCUAAGGAACAGUUUGCUUUUUCUUCCCACUAAAAGGGAGAACCAGCUUGGUUCAAACCCAAGAGGAAACGAAUGUCUCAGCCUUAGACGUCCACAUUGAAAGAAACUUGUUUUCUGGGCUUCUCUACAUGAAGGAACGGAGGGCCCAUUGGAAGAGGGCUGCCAGCCUGCAUGGGAUUGCACCAGUGUGGAUCCCAACCCUUUAUUAUACUGGGAACAGGGCGCUUGAAGCUGCAGCUCUCACAGACCAGGCCGGUCUUGUGUUCCCUGCAAGAACUCCAAAUAAAAUAGCAAACCAACACUCAUUCGCCUCCAUUCUUCCAGAAGGGGACAUGAAGCACACGUGUCAUUUUAUUUAGCACAUCUCUGUUAAUGUAAAAAUGCUGCACUGAAGAAAGGCAUUUCUUUUCAUUUUUAAACAGUUGGGAUUGUAUCUUCUUUUUUAACCCACCUGUUAGUACACAUGGGGAAAGUAAGAUAUUCUCUGGUAUUAAUAUUUUAAGAUGAACAUACUGUCAGUAAGUCAGUUUUCUUUUUUAUAGUCUAUAAUAUGGCUUGAUUUACAUUUAUGAUCAUAACAGGUAAAGCAAAGCCUAUAUAAUACGUAUUUUACAAUUACAAUGCAUGGUGUUUUUAAAGCAAGUUUGAUUUUUUUGUCAUAUUUUAAAGCAAGCUGAAGUUUUGUAUUUAAAAGAAAUUAAGUGCAUGAAGAUAACCCCCAUUUUUUAAAAAUGUAAUUUCUAAAUCACUGACAAUUCACUGAGGGUCGUGUUGACGUGAUUUUGCCGAACAUGGUUGGCAUUUUCUUUUACACUUUUUUCAGUAUUACAAGACUGGCUAAUUGAAGUUAUGCAUGUAUCACAAAUACAAUUGUUUGCAAUUGUGUUUAAAAUAACUUGUCAGAGUGCACAGACAUAUCAGUGUCAGGAGUGUGGUAUAAAUAGUCUGGUAGUUUAUAUAUACAGUGCCUAUAGAAAGUCUACAUCCCCUUGAACUUUUUUCACAUUUUGUUGUGUCAGUGCCUCAG
Messenger RNA from Polyodon spathula (Mississippi paddlefish), 3304 nucleotides. RefSeq names its product collagen alpha-1(XXIII) chain-like. The record is from RefSeq and is a predicted model, not a curated record. The transcript is spliced from 30 exons. Lineage: Eukaryota; Metazoa; Chordata; Actinopteri; Acipenseriformes; Polyodontidae. The coding region runs from base 261 to 1967 and encodes 568 amino acids.